AUGAAGCUGCUCCUGCUCCUCAGCUUGGUGGCCCUGGCCCAGUGCCUCGUCUCCAGGAUCCCUCUGAAGAGAUCCAAGUCCCUGCGGCGGGAGCUGCGGGACAGGGGCUUGCUGCAGAGUUACCUGAAGCUGCACCCCUACAACCCAGCUGCCAAGUUCUUCCCCACACUGGCCUCCAGCGAGUCCCUGGAGAACUACCUGGAUGAUGAAUACUUUGGCACCAUCUCCAUCGGUACCCCAGGCCAGGACUUCACCGUUAUCUUUGACACCGGCUCCUCCAACCUCUGGGUUCCCUCCAUCUACUGCUCCAGCGUGUCCUGCACCAACCACAAGCGUUUCAACCCCGAGAAAUCCUCCACCUUUGUCAGCACCAACGACACCGUGGAGAUCGCCUACGGCACCGGGAGCAUGACGGGCAUCCUGGGCUACGACACCGUGGCCGUGUCAGGCCUUGAUGUCACCAACCAGAUCUUUGGGCUGUCUGAGACCGAGCCUGGCGAUUUCUUCUACUACGCGCCCUUCGAUGGCAUCCUGGGUCUGGCCUUCCCCAGCAUUGCCUCCUCUGGAGCCACCCCUGUCUUUGACAACAUGAUGUCUGAAGAUCUGGUGUCCGAGGACCUCUUCUCUGUCUACCUGAGCAAGGACGACGAGAGCGGCAGCUUCGUCCUCUUCGGUGGCGUCGACUCCUCCUACACCACCAACGGCAUCUCCUGGAUCCCCCUCUCUGCUGAGACCUACUGGCAGAUCACCAUGGAGAGCGUCGCCAUCGACGGGGAGACUGUUGCCUGUGCCUCUGGCUGCCAGGCCAUCGUGGACACGGGCACCUCGCUGCUGGCUGUGCCCUCUAGUGCCCUUGACAACGUCCUCAGCAGCCUGGGUGCCAGCUCCAGUGGUGAGGUAAGGACAGCACAAGGCUUUGGGGACCUUUGGAUCAGCUGCAGUUCCGUCAGCAGCCUGCCCGACAUCAUCUUCUACAUCAACGGCGACGCCUUCUCUGUGCCCCCCAGCGGCUACGUGGUGGAGGAGGAUGACUACUGCGUCCUGGGCAUCGAGGGCAUGAGCGUGGAGACGGAGUCGGGCGAGCUCUGGAUCCUGGGGGACGUUUUCAUCCGGGAGUACUACGUCAUCUUCGACAGGGCCAACAACAAAGUGGGGCUGUCCAAGCUGGCCUGA
Messenger RNA from Colius striatus (speckled mousebird), 1173 nucleotides. RefSeq names its product pepsinogen A5 (gene PGA5). Gene Ontology annotation, molecular function: aspartic-type endopeptidase activity. Bases 1 to 1173 code for a protein of 390 amino acids. Lineage: Eukaryota; Metazoa; Chordata; Aves; Coliiformes; Coliidae. The transcript is spliced from 9 exons. The record is from RefSeq and is a predicted model, not a curated record. Gene Ontology annotation, biological process: proteolysis.